Messenger RNA from Engraulis encrasicolus (European anchovy), 654 nucleotides. Its product is annotated as oxytocin-neurophysin 1-like. Gene Ontology annotation, cellular component: extracellular region; secretory granule. The record is from RefSeq and is a predicted model, not a curated record. NCBI's taxonomy places the organism in Eukaryota, Metazoa, Chordata, Actinopteri, Clupeiformes, Engraulidae. Bases 17 to 505 code for a protein of 162 amino acids. The transcript has 3 exons. Gene Ontology annotation, molecular function: neurohypophyseal hormone activity.
UAUUCCCUCGUCCACAAUGAAUGAUCUGUGUGUGCCGCUGCUGUGUCUUCUUGGUCUUCUGUCCGUGUGCUCCGCGUGCUACAUCCAGAACUGCCCUCGGGGAGGCAAGCGCUCCUUUCCAGACCAACCCCCACGACAGUGCAUGUCGUGUGGUCCGGGUGAUCGCGGCCGGUGUUUCGGGCCGGCUAUCUGCUGCGGGGAGGAGCUGGGCUGCUGGGUCGGCUCCCCGGAGGCGUCUCGCUGCGGAGAAGAGGAGUACCUGCCCUCCCCCUGCGAAGCCGGAGGGAAACCCUGUGGAGCCACCGAGGACGGACGCUGCGCAGCGCCGGGCAUCUGCUGCGAUACCGAGAGUUGUGCGCUGGACGCGGAGUGUCAGGACUCGGACUCCAGAGCUCCUCCCCCCCGGCCGCUCGCUGAGCUGAGCCCCGCCCUCAUGGCUCCCUCCCCAGCGGAGUUCCUCCUGCGCCUCCUGCAGCACAGCGGACGCCCGCGGAGCCAGUUCUAGCAGCUAGCGAGCUAGCCUAGCCUAGCGCCCUCUGGUGGCGUGGCAGGCAGGCGACAUGGCAGCUUCGGCUUGGCUUGCAGCGGGCACCACCAGCCCCGUGUCUAUAUUAUAUUAUAUUAUAUUAUAUUAUAAAGCGCCACAUUACUGUA